Molecule: messenger RNA, 249 nt
Organism: Protopolystoma xenopodis
Lineage: Eukaryota; Metazoa; Platyhelminthes; Monogenea; Polystomatidea; Polystomatidae
Source: the annotation of a GenBank genome assembly
AUGCAGGCCUGCUGUAGCCCUACAGACACACAAACAGAACGACAGACAGACCUGCCGGAGACCGACUUGUGUGCCAGUUUGAUGGGCUUAGUGUCAAUAACUUUAUGGUCUGAGUUGUACAGACCCGUCCGGACGGCAGUUGCCGUGGUGACAUUUCAACCCCACGCGUCCGUUAGUUCCGUCUGUCACUAUGCGACCUGGCAACAGGCAGCACACAUCGACAGAGGCCAUGGGCUUAGUUACGAUUGA